AAUUAAAAAGAGAACUUGAAAUAAAUAAAGUAUAUAUUAUUUUAAUUUAAGUGUGAAAUUUUAAAAGUAUAAUAUUAAUGAAAAAUGCAUACUAAUACUCUCUUAUUUGGUCGGUUAUGUAAUAUUUUUCCAGACUUUAUUAGUUUUUGCACGACAAUACUGUAACCAAGGCGUCGUUGUUGCUGUCUUUGUUUAAUUUGUUUCUCUGGGUGAGAAUGUGGAACUUUGCAUCCAACUUUACUGUUGGGAACACAAGGCCGAAGGAAGAUCAUCGGAAUCCUACCCGCGAUGCAGAUUGCUCUGAUGAUGAAGGUUCAUCCAUCACAAGUAGAGAGGAUAGACUAGAGUGCCCAAUAUGUUGGGAAUCCUUCAACAUCGUUGAAAACAUACCCUAUGUUUUUUGGUGUGGCCAUACACUGUGCAAAAACUGCAUCCUGGGGUUACAAUGGGCUGUUGUGAAGUGCCCUUCUUUACCCAUCCAGCUCCCACUCUUCAUAUCCUGUCCUUGGUGCAAUUUAUUGUCAUUGCGUCUGGUUUACAGGGGCAACCUCAAAUUCCCCAGAAAGAACUUUUUCCUUCUAUGGAUGCUUGAGAGCAUGAAUGGUGACAGGAGAGUGUCCUGUUCUGCCUCAUGUGGGGAUGAUGAUCCACCAUCUUGCCCCCCUGUGAGGACAUCAUCUGGAAAUUCUGCUAUCGAGCCUAAUUUCAGGAGGGCCCCACACACUGACCUUUCAGAACCAUUACGACCACGCCACGAUCAAAGUCAUCCGGAUGGCUUUCUUGCCCUUGAGAGACUACAUUCUUCAAUCAGGAAAUCACUGGUCUUCUUCAUUCAUCUGACAGCCAAGUUCCCACUGGUGAUUAUAUUCCUUCUGAUCCUCCUGUACGCCAUACCCGCCAGUGCAGCAAUAUUGGCCCUCUAUUUGCUCAUCACCGUUGUGUUUGCUCUUCCAUCUGUUCUCAUUUUGUACUUUGCGUAUCCGAGCUUAGAUUGGCUGGUCAGAGAAAUCAUGACCUGAGAUGACAGAGAUUGAUGGAUUCAAGUUUCUUGGGAUUGUUUGCUGCUACAUAUUCAAGUGUUCUUAUGCCAAAUCUUCUACUCAAUCUAGUUGCUUCCCCUUGUAAAUUUUGUUUUUUUGUUCUUAAUAUAUUUGGAGGUGGGAGCUGAAGUUCCAUAUAAUACUAAUGAACAAUGGUGUUUUUA
Cuscuta campestris is the source of this 1204-nucleotide messenger RNA. The record is from the annotation of a GenBank genome assembly. Lineage: Eukaryota; Viridiplantae; Streptophyta; Magnoliopsida; Solanales; Convolvulaceae.